AUGGCGGAAGCGGAGCAACAACAGCGUCAGCAACAGCAACAACAAGAAGAUCAUAAGGAAGAGAGCGGCGAGAAGGACUCGGAUGUCGUGAAGGGGCCAUGGAGUCCCGAGGAGGAUGAGCUGCUAAUGGAGAUAAUCGCCAAAUACGGGCCGCGCAAUUGGUCGCUCAUUGCUCAGGGGCUCAAAGGGCGCUCCGGCAAGAGCUGUCGACUUCGGUGGUGCAAUCAACUGAAUCCCGAAGUAAAUAAAAAUCCGUUCACGGACGAAGAGGACAGAAUAAUCGCACUGGGACACGCGGAGCACGGCAACAAAUGGUCCGUCAUUGCGAAGAGCCUGCGCGGUCGCACUGACAACGCGAUUAAGAACCACUGGAAUUCCACGUUGAAGCGGAAAUACCCCGCCAUUCUCGCGGAAAUCAUCAAAAAUAGGACCGCGCGCGUGAUCGAUUCGCCGCGCGACGCCCCAGCCAGCUCCCCCGGAAGCGACGGCCGGGUUUCCCCUUCCCCCUACUACUCCGGUGUCCCGCUCUACGCUCCAAUGUACGCUCCCGGAGGCGCCGGUGGCGCGGGAGGCGGCGCGAACUUUUUCUCGCAUCGUGAGAGUCCGUCUCCGCUUUCGUCGGGUAGCGCGGGCUGCGGAAGCGCGGCGCACUCGCGGCGGAGCAGCAUGGACGGCUGCUCCGCAAGCUCCGCCAAGGCGGAAAACGUGCGCAUGCUUGCGGACGUCCUCCGCCGCCUCGCCACCGCAUCCAGCGGCGGCGCCGCCGGCUCCGCAUGCCCGUCUCCUCCGCCAGGCGGCGCGGCGGGCGUCGCUCCUCCUUCCGCCUCCGCCGUUUCAGCCGCGCGCCUAGCGUUUCCGCGCAGCGGAAGUCUCGACUCUCCCGUUCUCCGCCAAUCUCUUCGCGACCCCACUCCACUCGUUCCUUCCGCCAUGGGGGCAUGCGGGGGAACGUUUGGCGGCGGAUGGGGCGGCGGAGCGCCGGCGGUGGGGGAAUACGACCUUGAGUAUCUUCAGGCCGCGAAGCGGCUGCGCUUUGGUGGGGGGGACAUAGCUUGCGCGGAGCUUGGCGGAGCGUCUGGCGGACUGUCUGGCGGAAGCGGUGGGCUGAGGGGAAGCGCAGGGUUGGGCGGAAGUGGAUACGGCAGCGCCGCCGCCAACCUGGGGAACUUUGGGGGGUCCCUUCUCGGAAACUCCCUCCUGGGGCGCACGGCAAGCGGAGGAGCUGGGGCACUCGGGGGAAGCUCUUUCGGGGGAGGCGCUUACUGCGGGAGCGGCGAGAACUACCUUUCCGCGGGCGCUUUCUCCCCCCUUGGCGGAGGUACGGCGGGGAAUUCGGGUUGCCGCGGUUCCCCCUCCCCCCAUGGCGUUAUGCGCUUCCCCUCCAGUGUGCGGAGCUCCAUGGGCGGAGGGGAUUCCCCCUCCUCCCUUGCCGCCAUGGCUGCCGCGGCUGCAGCGGGAUUCGCGCCGCCCUUCGGUGGGGGAAGUUUCGGGGGGGGGAACUCGAAUCCGCCCUUUUCCCCUGCGGGGAACGCUCAGCCUUUCCCCUCACCACACUCCGCCUCCCCCCUCAUGCCGCAGAGCAUACGGGAAAGCCUCCUCUCCAAUUCUCACCAGCAGAACAAGCCGAUAAUUGGGGCAGGGCCAGCAUCAGGAGGAGCAGCAGGAGCAGGAACGGUGGGAGUCGAUGGGAUGGUGACGCGAGCCGAUCGGACGGCCCAGGGCAUGUCCCUGCUGGGGCAGCGAAAUCUGACCAUUGAUCUCUCUGUGCUCGACAAUCUUGCAGCUCACAUGCCUCUGCACCCCUUUCAGCCGCUACAGUCUGCGGAGCCUAUGUCCAAUCCCGCUGCUGCAGCCGCUGCCACCGCUGCCACUGCUACAGCCGCUACAACCGCCGUUGGUGAUUCCUUGAUGUUAGGGGAGCUUGGAGGGGAGAUGUUGGAUACGGGGGUGCGCCAUGCCUCAGUUGAAGCCCUGGCACAGAUUCUUGCAGGGGAUAUUCAGGCGGUGCCCAAUGCUGGUUUCGCUUCAGGUUACAACGGGAAUUUCAAUGCAGGUUUCAGUGGAGCAGAUGCGUUGAUGCCUGCAACUGGUGGUGCAGAGGAAGCUGCUAAGGGCUCUGAUUUGGAAUGCUUGCUGAAUGGUCAGUUUCAGCAGCCGUUGCUUCAGCUGCAGCAGCUACAGCAGUUGCGGCAGCUGCAGUUGUUGCAGCAGCAGCAGCAGCAGCAGCAGGAGCAGGAGCAGAUGCAGCAGGAGGGUUUAGCUGAGGAGGAAGAUUCUGGAUCGCUUCUGAGUUUCCUUGCUUCUGAUUGGCCGCAGCUGAAGGAGGCUGUGGCAGCAGGAGCUCGAGCAUUGAAUGCUGCAGAUAUGCCCAGCUCCAGCAAAUAA
Messenger RNA from Closterium sp. NIES-65, 2385 nucleotides. NCBI's taxonomy places the organism in Eukaryota, Viridiplantae, Streptophyta, Zygnematophyceae, Desmidiales, Closteriaceae. The record is from the annotation of a GenBank genome assembly.